AUGAGAUUUCACCAGAAUACAUUCAGAAGGGGAAGAAAGAAGCAGAAAUACCGCUAUUUCAAAAGGAGAAAACCUCAUACUAAGUCAAACAAAUGCUUCAUUUGUGGAAAACAAGGACACUUUGCUAAAUCAUGUCCUCAUAAGACAAAGAAGGAGAUAAAAAUGCUUCAGUCUUUAAUGGAUGCAGCUUCCAUCGAAGAUGAAGAAGAUCUUGAAUCAGUACUUGAAGAACAAGAAGUCAAAGAUGAAGAAAUUGAAUAUGUUUUCCAAGACUCUAAUUCAGAAGAAGACCUCCCACCAAAGAGGUCAAUCUUUUCUAUAUCCUCCGUUGCACCACCCAUAGCUUCUAUUACCACAAAAAUUUCUAAAGGAUCGAACUUCUCAGAAGAAGAAAUUGGAUACCUUGGAUCCCUGGGAAUGAAGUAG
Messenger RNA from Arachis duranensis, 426 nucleotides. RefSeq lists its product as uncharacterized. NCBI's taxonomy places the organism in Eukaryota, Viridiplantae, Streptophyta, Magnoliopsida, Fabales, Fabaceae. The coding region runs from base 1 to 426 and encodes 141 amino acids. The record is from RefSeq and is a predicted model, not a curated record. The transcript has a single exon. Gene Ontology annotation, molecular function: zinc ion binding; nucleic acid binding.